Molecule: messenger RNA, 6027 nt
Organism: Caenorhabditis bovis
Lineage: Eukaryota; Metazoa; Nematoda; Chromadorea; Rhabditida; Rhabditidae
Source: the annotation of a GenBank genome assembly
AUGGAAUCAGCGGAACCAGCAGCAGACAAGCAAGCGCUAACAGCCGAAGAACGUCGGAAGCGGCGCAUCGAAAAAAUUAUGGCGAAUUCUGAGUCGCGCAUGAAUCGGAUUCUUUCAAAUGGUGGCGAUGAAAAUGGUAAACGGCUUGCCCCAGCAAUGGAGGGCGGAGAAUGUUUCUCGUUUUCUCCUGACACUGAUUCACACGUUUCCUGUGUUCCUGGGGUAUUCCCAAUCCAACAAAAUGAAGAAAAUACUCAAAAGGCACCUCCUGCAGCGACUCAAAAAUCUUCGACCAUCGAUGUUUCUCAUAUCGCCAUUGUAUUGGGUAUUAUUUCGCGAUUUGCAAUGUUUUGGACAGGACCUAUCAAUUUGGGAAUCCUCUGGGGAUUUCUUUAUGCCACAGUAAUUGUCAGAUUCAGUUCAGCAUCGGAAUUUAAUCUUGGCGAGCGUAACGAACUGACUACAUUCUUCCUUUCCCUGGAAGACGGAAACCCUUUGAAGAGCAUAGUAAAAAUUGGAAUUCUCCUUGUCGAAUUUCUUCGGACCACGAUUACAUUCGUUGCAUUCUUCGUAAUUGUUCAUUUAGCCAUCGAGCUCUACGAUUCGCCGUCAAAAUAUGAAUUCGUUUGACGUCUUCACGAAAGUGGUGCGAACGCAAUGAUGCGUCCGUGUCUUCUUGUAGUCGUCCUUUGUUAUAUAACAUCACCAUCUUGGGGACAAGAGCAUCCGCAUGCGGAAGACCGUUGUCAAGACCGCUCGUGCUACCCGAUUACUGGUAACCUUCUGAUCGGAAGAAAGAGCCAGCUUGAAGCGACUUCGACUUGUGGCUUGAAAGGAAGACAACGGUUUUGUAUCGUUUCUCAUCUGGAGGAGCAGACGAAAUGCUUCUAUUGCGACUCGCGGACCGAAUGGCAGCCGCAGCGGGAGCCGUAUCGACUUAGUCAUCGAAUAGAAAAUGUUGUGUCGGAAGUUUUCGAAGACAAAAACCGAAAUUGGUGGCAAUCCGAGAAUGGUGUUCAAAAUGUUUCCAUUCAUCUCAAAUUAGAAGCCGAAUUCCAUUUUACUCACUUGAUCAUGACCUUCAAAUCGUUCCGUCCGGCGGCGAUGAUCAUUGAGAGAUCCGCCGAUUUCGGAAAGACAUGGCAGGUGUACCGCUAUUUCGCCUACGAUUGUGACAGCAGCUUCCCGGAAAUCCCAGAAGGUCCACCAAAGAAGCAUACUGAUGUGAUCUGUACGAGCCAGUAUUCCGAUGUCGCUCCAUCAACUGGAGGAGAAAUUGUCUACAAGGUUAUCUCGCCGCACAUCGCCACUGAAAAUCCGUAUGCCGACGAAAUCGCGAAUCUUCUCAAAAUCACCAACUUGCGUUUCAAUUUCACCAAAUUGCACACACUCGGAGACGAUCUUCUCGAUUACAGACCAGAAAUCGAUGAAAAGUAUUAUUAUGCGAUCUACGAAAUCGUCGUGCGCGGCUCUUGCUCGUGCUAUGGCCACGCCUCCCGUUGUAUCCCGAUCGAUCCUUCUUCUAGUCCGAACACCGUUAUGGAGCGGCCCGACAUUGUGCACGGACGAUGCGAAUGCAUGCACAACACCGAAGGAUUGAACUGCGAGAAGUGCCGCGCGUUCUUCAACGAUCUUCCAUGGCGGCCAGCUAUUGGUGACGAGAAGAACGAGUGCCGACAGUGUAACUGCAACAGACACGCACUUCGCUGCCAUUUCGAUAAGGCCGUAUAUGAGGCAUCUGGUUUCGUAUCUGGUGGAGUGUGUGAUGAUUGUAUGCAUAACACACAAGGCAAGAACUGCGAGCAGUGCAAACCGUUCUUCUACAGGGAUCCAAGACGUACUAUUGACGAUCCAUACGUGUGCCUUCCUUGCGAAUGCGAUAAGUCUGGAUCGCAGAACAAUGGAAUUUGCGAGGGAGAGGAAGAUCCGGAAAGAGGACUCGUCGCUGGAAAAUGCUACUGUAAAGCCAAUGUUGAUGGGCAACGAUGCGAUCGGUGCAAGAACGGCUAUUGGAAUCUCACCGAAUCGAAUCCCGAUGGUUGCGUUGCCUGCACGUGCAGUCUUCUUGGAACAUACAACAACGAAGGAUGCGAUAAAUACACCGGAUUGUGUACUUGCAAGCGUCUCGUCACCGGAGAAAAUUGCGAUCAGUGUUUGCCAGAGCAUUAUGGUUUGUCCGAUCAUCCUGAUGGUUGCAAGGCUUGCGAUUGCGAUAUUGGUGGAUCGUUUGACAACCAAUGUGACGUUAGUACCGGACAGUGCAAAUGCCGUGAAGGAUUCAGCGGAAGACGUUGCGAGACUGCUGAUUCAAGCUUCUACUGUGCUGAUAUCACCCAUUAUGUUUAUGAAGCUGAAUAUGCCAAUCUCACCCGCGGCGAAGUCAAAACUCGCGAAUGGCCAAGCAACCCACAAGAGCAAACAUGGACUGGAGAAGGAUUCGCUCAGAUCAUGGAAGGAAGUGUUAUCACUGUCUAUCCAAUGGUUGAUGUUAGUCAAAAGUACAAUAUCAUCGUUCGUUAUGACGGCGCCCGCGAUCCCGUCGGAUGGGAAAAUGUGCAAGUCACAAUUGUGAGACCGGACGACGACAAAACCAGCGGAUUCUGUGCGAAUGAGCCACCAUCGGAUGACUUUUUGAUCGCGAAACUCUACCCAGGAUCGAGAUACAUCGAAGUUCAGCCAGCUGUCUGUCUCGAGGCUGGCGUUCAGUACGAGAUUCGAAUUCAAUUCAACGAGAGACGUGCGAAUGCAAGCCCACAAGAGAAAGCAUCGGCGACAUUCCUUAUCGACUCGAUUCUACUAGCACCACCAUCCGCCGAGCUUCAUAUCUUCAAAAACUCUGCUCGCGGUGAGCAACAUCUCACCGAAUACAAUCGCUAUCAAUGCCGACAUCUUGCUCUCUCACUUUCGCUAAACAAGGAUAGACCAAAUGAAGUCUGCGAACGUUAUAUCUGCCCAGUUGCAGCUGCUCUUCUCAAUAAGACGAGCGAAUGUAAUUGUGAUGCCACCGGAUCGGUGUCGGGAAUUUGCGAUGUCCAUGGCGGACAGUGUGAAUGCAAACCGAAUGUUGUUGGAAGACGUUGUGAUCAAUGCGCAAUUGGAACCUAUGGAUUCGGACCAAGCGGUUGCAGCAAGUGCGAUUGUGAUGCUGUUGGAAGUUUGGGCAAUGAUUGCGACAAGCAAAGUGGACAAUGCGUGUGCCGUGAAAAAGGUAUUUACGGCCGUCAAUGUAAUCAGUGUCAGCCUGGAUUCUGGGGAUUCCCUGAUUGCCGAGUAUGCCAAUGUAACGAUCAUGCCAACAUUUGCGACCAAGCAACUGGAGCCUGCAUCGAAUGCCGAGAUCUCACCACUGGCCACUACUGUGAUCGUUGCCAAGACGGAUAUUAUGGAGAUCCAAGACUUGGUGUCAGCAUUCCUUGCAAACCAUGCCCAUGCCCAGGAGGACCAACUAGCGGUUAUCAACACGCUGACACUUGCUACCUUCGCAACUCUGGAAAUAACACACAGGAUAUUGUUUGCAAUUGCAAGUCUGGGUAUCAAGGGGAAAGAUGCGGGGAGUGCUCACCAAAUCAUUGGGGAAGUCCGAAGGAAGUUGGAGGAACUUGCGAACGAUGCGAUUGUAACGGAAAUAUUGAUAUGUCGGUGGAAGGAAGCUGUAACGCGGCUACUGGCGAAUGCCUCAAGUGUCUUCAUCACACUGAAGGACCUCAAUGCGAACAUUGCGUCGAUGGAUACUACGGAGACGCCAAAAUCAGAAGCUGUCAAUCAUGUGUUUGCAACGAGCUCGGAACGAAUGAGACAAUGGGAUCAUGCGAUAGAGUUAGCGGACAAUGCCCAUGUCAUCCGAACGUUAUUGGUCUUCAUUGCGAUCAAUGCGAAGUGAAUCACUACGAUCUCGCCAGCGGCAAAGGAUGUGAAGACUGCGCUUGCGAUCCGAACGGAGUUGUCGAGAACGACAAAGGGGAGCCCGACUUGCAAUGCAACGUCUUCGAUGGACAGUGCAAAUGUAAGCCCGGACGAGGUGGCAGAAAAUGCGAUCAAUGCCAAGACUUCUUCUGGGGUGAUCCAACAGCUCCAGAUGGUUGCCAUAGAUGCCAAUGCGAUUCUGUUGGAGCCAAGAGUCUUCAGUGCCACAGAAACAAUGGAACUUGCAUCUGUCAAACCGGAUCUGGCGGACCUCUGUGUAAUGAAUGCGAACGAGGAUUCACUGGUCAAUGGCCACACUGUAGACCAUGUGGAGAAUGUUUCCAUCAAUGGGAUAAGAUUAUGCAGGAGCUCAGACUCAAAGUCCACUCGCUUAUUGAAACCGCAAAUAAUAUUGAAGACACUGGAGUUGCUUCUGCAUAUGAUGGUGACUUUGAAAAGCUUGAAAAGUCAUUGAAUGACACGAAGAAUCUUCUACUCGAGGCCGACAUUAGCAAGGAGAAUAUUGAAGCAAUGAGCAAAAGUAUCAAGUUGUUGAAGACACAAGUCAAAGCGGCUCGGGAGAAGUUGGUCGGCAUUGAGACACGCGUUUCGAAAGUCACUCAAACCGCUGACUUUGCCGAAAAAGAUUUGGAGCUCCUCCAAAAGGACGCAGAGAAGAUGAUCAACGCGACGAAAGCAUUGGAGGAGAAGGCGAGUCAGAUCAAGGAGGCCGACGUUCUGGGAGCUUUCAACAUCACCCGCGAAUCUAGUGCGAAAUCAAUGGAUGCCCAAAGAAGAACCGAUAUUGCGAUUGGAAAACUAGCGACCGCUGAGAACGAAGCUCUUCAAGCCAGUGAGCUUCUUGAGCAAAAUAAGAACGACUUCGAGAAACAAUUCACUGAGAAUGAGGAAGCUCUUGUCGCUACGGAAUCCAUUCUCCAUAGCCUUGAAGGAUCUCUUCCAAAGCUUAACGAAGAAGUGUGUGGUGCUUCUUCGGCUCCGUGUGAUGCUCUCUGCGGAGGUCCGGGAUCGUGUGGCUUCUGUGGUGGACAGUCAUGCAUGGAUGGAGCAGUUAGCAAGGCCAAUCAGGCAAAGAGUUUUGCCAAUGAAGCCGACACUCGAUUGGAUGAGAAGCAGAAAGAAGCUGAAGAAGUUCUCGCUAUUGUUCGCGAGGUUCUACAAGCUACCACUGUGGCCAAGUUGAAUGCAGAAAAGGCUCUCGAUACUGCCAAGAUGACUGCUCAACGAGCUAACGAUUCGCGAGCGAGCCUUGAAAAAAUUGCCGAAGAGAUGAAUGAUUUCCUCAAGGCACCGCGAAGCACACCGGAGCAAAUUCGCAAUCUCGCCGAAGAGGUUCUUGCGAAGAAAAUCAGCUUAACACCGGACCAGAUCACCGAACUGACUGCUAAGAUUCGUGAUGCGCUCGCAAAAAUCAACAACAUUGGCGAAAUUUUGGAUGAAACACGAGGCAAUAAGACGUUGGCUUCGAAUUUGGAAAAACAGGCGACGACGGCAAGCGAUAGAGCUGAGGAAAUCAAGAAGACAAUGGACACAGUUCGCGAAGCAUUGAAGAUUGCCGAAGAAGCUCAGAUUGCGGCCACACAAGCGAUUGAAGAUGCUGAAGAAAUUGCAAAAGCCACAAGAGAGGAACUGGAACAGGCUCGCAAUGAGACCAUAACUACUGAACAAAAAGCAAAAGAAGCGAAUGAGAGCCUCACCGCCCUUGAGGCUGACAUGGGAAAUGUGAAAGUCGAAUAUUUACAAAUCUCGGAAUCGGCUAAGAACGCGCUUCAAACCGUUGACGCUGCGUUGAACGCUGCUUCGAUUGCUGAGCAGAAGAAUAAACAAAUUGCGACUGAUUUGGAAAAAGCAACCGAGCUUUUGGAGACGAAGUCCUCUGGAAACAAAGCGCCACAAGAGCGUGCUGAACGAUUGAGAGAACGAGCCUCAAAGCUUUUGUAUCAAUCAAAACGGUAUAACGAGGAUAUUGAAAACUUAGGAAAAGAAUCGAACGGAAUGCGCCUUGAUGAAUACGAGCAAAUUCUUUCGGAUCUCAAACAUAGAUUAGAAAGCGUUACUCGCGAUAUUCAAGAGAAGACCGACUUCCACUCCACUUGCGGAUAA